This is a messenger RNA of Hemibagrus wyckioides, 1861 nucleotides long. RefSeq names its product ribosomal biogenesis factor (gene rbis). Gene Ontology annotation, cellular component: nucleolus. The transcript has 4 exons. The coding region runs from base 122 to 418 and encodes 98 amino acids. The record is from RefSeq and is a predicted model, not a curated record. Lineage: Eukaryota; Metazoa; Chordata; Actinopteri; Siluriformes; Bagridae. Gene Ontology annotation, biological process: ribosome biogenesis.
GCAGGGGGCAGUACUGCUCUUUACUCCCCAGCUCACAGUAAACAGUAGAAGAAGAUGUUUAGAGCCUGUCUCUUUAAGUCCAUGUGCUGAGACGGUAUUAAGAAGAAUAUCUACUGAAAUCAUGGCGAAAAAUAAACAGAAGGGGAAAAAACAUCAGAAUGUCUUUCAAGUGGCUAACAAACAGUCCAAGCCCAAGUCCAAAACAAAGCCGGUGAAGUCUUCAUUAAAACAUAUAAACACACUGAAACAAGAGAAAGUGGAGAACUUGAAUCAGAUUUUCUCGGAGGUGCAGAGGGACAUGAAAAGUGUUUCAAAAUCUACAGCCAAAGAAUCGACAGGGAAAACACAGAUUUCAAGGGAGAAAGUACAGGAAUCAGUGAAUGUGGAUGGAGCUGCACAACUUUUCUCUCAAUUGUAGAGAACAAAGUCAUAUGUGAUCUACCAUAUGAACAAGAUCUGAGUGCCUUAUGGACAUUACAUGAAGCCAAGUAAUCGAAAUUGAGCUCUGUGUCUAAUGAAUACGCCAUGUAUAGGGAAAUGAUCUCAAGAUUCAGAUCAUAUAAUAAAUGUGUUAAUCUGCAUAUUGAUAAACAACUGACAACUGAAUGUCAGUGUAUCCCAAAUAGCAGGUUCUCAAAAGGAGCAUGCUUCUGAAUUAGCAUUUUGUGUUGUGUUUUUUUAAAUUACAAAUAGAUUAACUGGUCUCUAUAACAAAUGUGGGUUUCAGGUUUUUGUCUGUAUUUUUGUCAUUGUCCCAAGAACAAUUUGAUGAUGAAGGUCUGCUUAGUAAAUGGAGUAAUGGGUAAGAAUGAACAUUUGUACAGAUUUUCAAUUGAUGUUUAAUAUUUAACACUCAAACCAUCAAACUGGAAAUUCAUGAUAGUUACAAUAAAAUGUACAGAUGGAGAUAACUGGAAUUGGUGUAGCUUCAGUGUAAAUUUACAGCACUUGUGAUGGUCAAAAUUUUGUUAAAGAAUGCUUUAUUAAGGCAUUGAUACAGUGUUUUAUAGUCUGCAGAACUCUAGUUACAGAGAUAAGUGUUUUUCUGUGAACACAGUGUCUCACCCCCUCAGGCAAGUGGCAAGACCUUCGAUAAGGUCUCACAGUGGCAAUAAAAUAUUAUUUCCUACACUCACCAUGGGACAUCAGUGUAGUGGCUGAGUGUCCAGUCCAUUUGUAAGCAGCGGUGAUGACCACACACAAACAGUCUCUAUUUAGACAAGGGUAAUAAUAAAAUAAUUGCCCUGAUGAACUCAUGUGCCCCAUGGAGUGAGUGAGGGAACUGCUCCAAGACAUACUCUUUUUGUGAGAGAGGCUUUAAGUAAACUCUUCUAAACUGUUACACACUAUGGAUAGCCACUUUGUCCAAGAAAGAAUGAACGUCUUGGGUCAAAACAGCCUGAAAUUUUGUGUGGCCUGAAAUUGGUUGAAGUUUUUGAAGCCCUGAGAAGACUGGGGUGGAUGUUGAGUCUGUCAUAUGAGUAUCAUGAUCCUGUUAAAUACUAUUAAAUCAUAAAAUCCUGUAAUAAAUCUGUUUCCUAUCAGUUAUCAGGGGUUUAGAUCUCGGCAUGUUUGCUGAAAGUAAAAAUGAAAUGUCUUGCAAAAGCAUGUAUUUUAUUCACUAGUAUUUUUAAUUAUAUUCUUGUGUCUUAUGAACUAGAGAAGUUUGAACCCUACUGAUGAUCAUUCGUGGUUAUUAGUUUGUGUAUAAACCUCGUGGCGCCCUCUGCCGCUGAAGAACGACCUGAAUAAUAUAGACGUCAUCGUUAACCAGGUCCUUAAAGGAAUGUAAUAUAAUAAGAAACAACAGUGUUGCAUUAAUUCCGAACACCAUAUAUGUGAAUAAAAAUCAUUAAGAGAA